AUGUAUUGUCAGGCAUCUGACUGUCUUGUAAAUGCGGAUUACACUCGGGAACCACCUGAGUUGGUUCUAGUCUCAACUCAGCAUUGCCCAAUAUCUGAACAAUAUGUUGGGCAUGGUGUAAAAGAACAAACAUCUGCUACCUACGCUCGCGCCCUGUCUGCGGCAGGGUUCUAUGCCCUGACAUUUGAUGCUGGCUAUCAAGGUGAAAGCACUGGUGAGCCUCGAGGACUAGAGGACCCGCACCAGCGAGUUGAGGACAAUAAAGCUGCCGUCACCUUCUUAACCACCUUGAAGGGGAAAGUUGACCCUGAGCGCAUCGGUAUGCUGGGUAUUUGCGCAUCAGGCGGCUAUACUUCUUAUGCUGCGCAAUCUGAUACCCGCAUCAAAGCCCUUGGCACUGUCAGUGCUGCUUGUGUCGGCCGAAUGACACGCAACGGUGGUCUUUACGAAAGCAACAAGAAGGAAUCGCCUGAUGCCAUUAUCGGUGCUCUCAAAGCUGCGGGUGAUUGGGGAACGUCUCAUGCCGGCAACACCAAAUCUGAAGCACCCAAAAUGUUUCAAACGGAAGCCUCCGAGGUGCCAGGUGAUGCGCCAUCGUUUUUCAAGUCGGCUGCUGCGUACUACGGCACUGAGCGCGGCAACCAUCCGAGAUCAGACCAACGUGUGCCCUUGUCAAGCUAUGACUUGAUGAUUGGUUACGACUCCUUCACUUUCCAGCACCUAAUCUCUCCUCGACCGCUGCUCAUGAUCGUUGGUUCGAAUGCGGAGACACUACAUUAUAGCAAGGCUGCUGUGGAGUGUGCGAAGGAGCCGAAGGAGUUGUUUGUCAUUGACGGAAAGAAUCAUUUUGAACUUUAUGACGAUUUAAGGAAAUCAGCGCCAAAGUUGGUCGAGUUUUACGCAACAGCGCUUACAAAAUAA
This is a messenger RNA of Thyridium curvatum, 921 nucleotides long. RefSeq lists its product as uncharacterized. The coding region runs from base 1 to 921 and encodes 306 amino acids. The transcript has 2 exons. NCBI's taxonomy places the organism in Eukaryota, Fungi, Ascomycota, Sordariomycetes, Thyridiales, Thyridiaceae. The record is from RefSeq and is a predicted model, not a curated record.